Molecule: messenger RNA, 1284 nt
Organism: Lates calcarifer (barramundi perch)
Lineage: Eukaryota; Metazoa; Chordata; Actinopteri; Centropomidae
Exons: 5
Coding region: 179-1075 (298 amino acids)
Source: RefSeq, a predicted model, not a curated record
ACGUUAACAUCAUUCAGCAAGUCGAAUCCAUUUUAUUUGAUAUUGUUUUAGAGCAGAGAAACAGCAGACGAGUGUUUGGAGGCAGAGCUUCAGUUACAGUGAUGAAAUGAACAGAGAGGUGGGUGAUGACUCGUCCUUUCAGCAGGUUAAACAGAGAGAGUAAACAGUGCUGGAGUUAAUGUGUAAACCUGCAGGAGGUCAGGAUCUGACCCGUUCUUCAGUCUGUCAGAGAUCGUCUGGACCUCAGGAGGAUCUGAUGGAUCUGGUUCAGCUCUUCACUCUGUCUGUGUGCUGCUGGACGGCAGCAGCCAGGUCGUACUGGUCAAAUAAACCCAGGAUCAUCAUCGGCAGCCCAGAGAUCAUGGAUGGGGAGUCGGUGGAGGUCUCCUGCACUGUGCCCAUCGACUACACCGGAGGAGACUGUCGUCUGUUCAGAGGAGACUCUGACGUCCCGUUCAGAGUAAUGACAGCUUUCAGCUACGUCUGCGUCUUCAACCUGUCCUCCCAGGUGCUGCUGGGAAACAAGCCGGUCGGCAGUAAGAUCUUACUCAGGUGUGACUACGCGCUACAGAGCUACGUCUCCGUGUCCAGUGACGAGUGUGGAGUCAUCGUCUCAGGCAGCAGUCCCAGUCCCAGACUGUCAGUCAGCCGUCACUUCCUCUCACCUGACGACAGCGUGGAGGUCACCUGUUUCCCCCCGACCGCCUCCGUCUCCAGCUGUCACUUCUACAGAGAUGAGGUCCACGUGGCACAGGGGUCCUGCAGCAGAAACCUGACAGGCCGGCAGCUCGCUGUCUGGGAACAACCGGUCCUGCUGCUCCGGGUCAACCUCACCUGCAGAUACGACCCACACAGAGAGCUCUACAUCCACUCUGAGCCCAGCAACCUCCACCUGCUGUUUGUAGUCGAUGUGAGUGGAGUCACGUCGUCUGUCGACUGUAAAGUGUCGGUGAGUGACGAUCAGCUGGAGACUCUGAGCAGCAGCUGGACGUCUGGAGGAGACGAACCCAGGGUCAAAGUUCAACUGACAAACAGCAGCCUGACGCUCAACCAGACCUGUAACUACACACAGUAAUGUAACUACAGUAAUGUAGUAACACAGACACACUAACAGAUGGAGGCAGUGGUAUUCCAGCAGCUCCUGGUUAAAUCCCUGUUUUUGUCAGUGGAGUCUGGUAGAGAUAUAUAGAGAUGUUUUAAAAGGCCCAGGUUCAAAAAUACUGGAGUAAUGUUUUAACUACAGAAAGUCUGAAGUUCACUUAAAUAAAUGAUCAGUAAAACAUC